AUGGCGAACCAAGCCACACAAAUAUUCGCACAACAGGCCGUACGCUCGCAUCAUGACAGUACUCUCCAGGGCUGCUCGUGCAUCAUCAUAACUUGUGUCCGAGUACCAAUAGUUCCGCCUCUGGUACUCGUUCAAGAAAAGAAAUUCUCGGCGACACAAAGGAUAGCUGUUGCCCUGGUCUUCGAGCCAGCGCUGGAGGCAGCACGACUCGAUAACAUGGUUGCAAGGCAAAGGGACGGGUUCAUCAAUGCCCAAGUCCUUGAGCUUUCAGAACGGUAUAAUGUCGAGAACCUGACGGCGAUGACCCAGAUUUUCAGAUUUGUAAGCUCAGAUUCGUGA
Molecule: messenger RNA, 339 nt
Organism: Parastagonospora nodorum SN15
Lineage: Eukaryota; Fungi; Ascomycota; Dothideomycetes; Pleosporales; Phaeosphaeriaceae
Exons: 2
Coding region: 1-339 (112 amino acids)
Source: RefSeq, a predicted model, not a curated record